Molecule: messenger RNA, 1447 nt
Organism: Drosophila eugracilis
Lineage: Eukaryota; Metazoa; Arthropoda; Insecta; Diptera; Drosophilidae
Gene: betaggt-II
Product: geranylgeranyl transferase type-2 subunit beta
Exons: 2
Coding region: 159-1190 (343 amino acids)
Biological process (GO): protein geranylgeranylation
Cellular component (GO): Rab-protein geranylgeranyltransferase complex
Molecular function (GO): Rab geranylgeranyltransferase activity
Source: RefSeq, a predicted model, not a curated record
UUGCCAACCAUCACGCAGAUGAAUCAGCUGCGGUUGAUUGGACUGCCUUGGUUAUUUGUUUUUCGUAGAAAUAUUCCUGCCAAUUAAUUCAGUUAAUCAAGCGUAGUACUGUGCGCAAGAGGAUCUCUCCCAUCCGAUUCAAUUGAGAACAAUCAGCGAUGGACUUCACGACCUUCGUAAAGCCUUCAAACGGCGAAAGUGGCGGUGGUGGUGAUGAGAAUAGCCAGAAACUUCAGUUCUGGAAACAUGUGGAGUACAUCGAGAAUCACGGAAAGCAGGAGGACGACUACGAGUACUGCAUGACCGAGUUUCUGCGAAUGUCGGGCAUCUAUUGGGGCACUACGGCCCUGGACAUAAUGGGCCAGUUGGAUCGACUUGAGCGAAAGUACAUCAUCGAGUUUGUUAAGCGCUGUCAGUGCCUGACAACUGGGGGAUUCUCCCCCUGCGAGGGACAUGAUCCACAUUUGCUUUACACCCUGUCGGCCAUCCAGAUCCUGUGCACCUAUGAUGCCCUGGAGGAGAUCGACUGCGAGGCGGUGGUGAGAUUCGUCGUAGGAUUGCAGCAACCCGAUGGCAGUUUCUUUGGCGAUAAGUGGGGCGAGGUGGACACUAGAUUUAGCUUCUGUGCAGUGGCCACUCUUACUCUCAUCGGACGAAUGGAGCAGACUAUUGACGUGGAAAAGGCGGUCAAGUUCGUACUGUCGUGCUGCAACCAAACGGAUGGGGGAUUCGGUUCCAAACCGGGUGCAGAGUCGCAUGCGGGCCUUAUUUACUGCUGCGUUGGCUUUUUCUCGCUGACCCAUCGCCUUCACCUACUGGAUGUGGACAAAUUAGGCUGGUGGCUUUGUGAGCGCCAGUUGCCAUCUGGUGGACUGAACGGACGACCAGAGAAGCUCCCGGAUGUGUGCUACUCGUGGUGGGUGCUCGCUUCGCUCACCAUCAUGGGCCGUCUGCACUGGAUCAGCUCCGAGAAGCUGCAGCAGUUUAUUUUGUCCUGCCAGGACAGUGAGACAGGUGGCUUUUCCGAUCGGACGGGCAACAUGCCUGAUAUAUUCCACACACUCUUCGGCAUCGGCGGCCUAUCGCUGCUGGGACAUUCCGGCCUGAAGGCCAUAAACCCAACACUUUGCAUGCCACAAUAUAUCAUCGAUCGACUAGGAGUCAAACCACAACGAUUGCCAAGACCGUAAGACGAUUCCUGAACAUCAGUUCUAGCCAAUAUUUAAAAGAACAGACCUGUACCGUAUCUCCACACUAGCCUCAGUUAGUUUUAUUUGUAAAAAGACCAAAAUUCCACCACAUGAUAUAUUAAUCAUACUCGAUGCCCGUUUCACUUUAAUUUCGUUGUGCAUUUAGAUAUGAUGUAUUCUCUCGAAAGUUUUAUUUAUAUAUUUUGUAUAAUGAAUAAAACUCGGGAUAAAAUAAAUAUUUUAUUUUAUAACUGUAA